Messenger RNA from Monopterus albus (swamp eel), 1572 nucleotides. RefSeq names its product glycine amidinotransferase, mitochondrial. The transcript has 9 exons. The record is from RefSeq and is a predicted model, not a curated record. Gene Ontology annotation, molecular function: glycine amidinotransferase activity. NCBI's taxonomy places the organism in Eukaryota, Metazoa, Chordata, Actinopteri, Synbranchiformes, Synbranchidae. Gene Ontology annotation, biological process: creatine biosynthetic process. The coding region runs from base 56 to 1327 and encodes 423 amino acids. Gene Ontology annotation, cellular component: mitochondrial intermembrane space.
GGUGGAUCCGCGCUGCCGUUUUGUUUCACUGACACGCUCACUAUUACAUCGGAGAAUGCUGCGAGUAAGGUGUCUGAGAGGAGGUAGCAGGGGGGCCGAGGCUGCCCAUCUGAUCGGAGCCAUGGUCAGCCGGGCGGUCACUGGAUGGGUGCAGAAGGCUUUCCAGAGCUCUUCGAGUGCAGCAGCUGCACAGCCAAAGUGUGCAGUUGAAGAGGAACAUAUCACUGAGCCCAUCCAUCAGGAAAGUCCUGUAUGCAGCUACAAUGAAUGGGACCCUCUGGAGGAGGUGAUUGUGGGUCGUGCUGAAAAUGCCCAUGUCCCUCCAUUCACUGUGGAAGUAAAAGCUAACACUUAUGAGAAGUACUGGCCCUUCUAUGAGAAGUUUGGGGGACAGUUGUUUCCUGCGGACCACUUAAAAAAAGCAGUUGCUGAGAUUGAAGAAAUGUGUAAUAUUCUGCAUCAUGAGGGUGUCAUUGUGAGGAGGCCAGAACCCAUCGACUGGUCCCAAGAGUACAAAACCCCAGAUUUCACUUCAACAGGCUUGUAUGCUGCCAUGCCCAGAGACAUCCUUUUAGUGGUGGGAAAUGAGAUUAUAGAAGCACCCAUGGCCUGGAGGGCACGUUUCUUUGAGUACCGCGCCUAUAGACCUUUGAUAAAGGAGUACUUCAGAAAAGGUGCUAAAUGGACCACUGCUCCCAAACCCACUAUGGCUGAUGAGUUGUAUGAUCAGGACUACCCCAUCCGCACCGUGGAGGACAGACACAAACUGGCUGCCCAGGGGAAGUUUGUGACCACAGAACACGAGCCCUGUUUUGAUGCUGCUGAUUUUAUUCGAGCUGGGAGGGACCUGUUUGUCCAGAGGAGCCAGGUUACAAAUUACAUGGGAAUUGAGUGGAUGCGUCGUCAUCUGGCCCCAGACUACAAGAUCCAUAUAAUCUCAUUCAAAGACCCUAACCCCAUGCAUAUUGAUGCUACUUUCAAUAUUAUUGGGCCAGGACUGGUGCUGUCAAACCCCGAUCGGCCAUGUCGCCAGAUUGACAUGUUUAAGAAGGCUGGUUGGACUGUUGUGAAACCUCCAAUGCCUCUGAUGCCUGAUGACCACCCACUGUGGAUGUCCUCCAAAUGGCUGUCCAUGAAUGUCUUGAUGCUGGAUGAGAAGCGUGUCAUGGUUGAGGCCAAUGAAACCACCAUUCAAAAAAUGUUUGAGAGCCUCGGUAUUAUGCCCAUAAAGGUGAACAUUCGCCAUGCCAACUCCCUGGGUGGUGGCUUCCACUGCUGGACGACCGAUGUCCGCCGCCGUGGUACCCUGCAGUCCUACUUCGACUAGCCUUGCCAGAAAUAGGCAGUUUUUAUUGAGCUUUAAAGAUUAAAGCCUUAUUCUGGAAUCUUAAUUCCACUGUAGCUCUAAAAUGUGUUGUCACAACAAAAUGCCUCAGUUUCUAAAAUUCAAACCUUAUUUUAAAAGGAAUGUACCCUUAAAAGUUUUGCGUUUGGGUGUCGCCUACUGAAACGCAAAGUUGAACCAUCCAUUAUCUAUACCACUUAUCCUGAAGAGGGUCACAGGGGUCUGGC